Molecule: messenger RNA, 1513 nt
Organism: Musa acuminata AAA Group (dessert banana)
Lineage: Eukaryota; Viridiplantae; Streptophyta; Magnoliopsida; Zingiberales; Musaceae
Exons: 5
Coding region: 55-684 (209 amino acids)
Source: RefSeq, a predicted model, not a curated record
UCGCGCCUAAACCCUUGCGGCGAUCGCAGCAGCAGCCAUGGCGGUCGGGGGUUGAUGGCACGCUCGAAGCAAAAGAAGGUGAGGAGGAACCUCACGAGAGGGAAGAGCGAGAGCCUGGCGCCGAUACCUAAGGCUUGCAUUGGAAGAAUAGAGUGCAAGGGGCGGCACCGCACGAAGGGGGAGAGGGAACCAUCGUUCCUUAGACGUUCCGUGCUGCUGGGGGUUCGGUAUACGAAAACGUCUGCCUUCCGAUAUAUCGUUUCUCCCCUCGGCGGUAUCGACGACGUCAUAAACCGCGGUUCGUUCCCCUUUCGUAGUCGCAGGAGAAACAGAAGCAGAUCCCCGGGAAAGGGGACGGCGGGGAAGGGCGAGAGGAAGACGUGCGACGAGCGAUGCAGCUGUGUUCGUGCUUCGGUCCUUCGAAGGCCGAGAGGCAGAGCCGCCGAAGCCGCUCAGAAGAGGCAGGAGCAAUUUGACAAGUCGGCCGCCGGGAGGGCAGCCCGAGCGCAGAUAGCGGCAACAAAGAAAUCCAUCGAGCCGAGCAAAGGAGAACCUGUUCUCAAGGGCGUCGUGGUUGCAGUGGCAGAUGGGAUGAUUACUCUCUUUUUGUGGAUAAUUAACAGCAAAGUCGUAAAUCAACUAUUGCUUCAGCUUCCCUUAAGUACUGUUCUGCCGAUACUAUGAGGGCUAAAAGCUUCCAACCCCUCACUGAGCUUCCAGCCACCAUAUCAAGAUACUUUGUUGCAUUUUCUAAAGCUAUACGAAGGUUCCGCUGCACAGUGCUUUCUUUCCCUGGCAAGGCUAUAUACCACCUCAGAAUCAUUUUUCUCAAUGUUUGCAGCAUGUUGAAGUGUCUUCGAAGAUUCAUUCUGUAAUUUUAGUCUUUGUGAAUCAGAGACGACAAUCAAAGACGCACAAUUUCCAUAACAAACAUCAAGCAAGAGGUUGGUGACACCAAGAAAAUGUUUUUGAUUUUGGAAAAUCUCAUUUGCCUUCAUUGCAUAUUUUGCCCCUUCCCAUCCAUGCUUGCAAUGGACGUUCACAGCACAACUUAGCUCCUCCUAAUAUGACUGAUGGAAGAUACAUUUAAUGCCUUGCUGAGUAGCUGAAUGCCUUGCUUCAAAGAUACAUUUAAUGCAUCAUCAUCCAGACCAGCAUCAUGGUGACAAAGCGCCAGUACAUACCAUCUGGCAAAAUCUGUUCUACAUGACCUGCCAUAAAUGAGAUGAUUCAUGAUCUCAGGGUCCCAACUUAUUUCUUGAAAGGUCACCUUUCUCAUGAGUAUCAGCAACAAAAGAAUUGCUUCCUCUUAUGUUAGACGUUGAAGUUGCGGAGGCAGGCUUGCUUAAUUCAGCACCACCAUAGAGCAGAGCAACUGCCAGGUCUUUCUGUAAGCUAGCUAGCCCACCCAUGGCUUCAUUAGGAAGGGCUCGGCGACAUGCAGCAAUAGCUUCUUCCUCAAGAAAUCCUGCUUGGGAAACAAUUCUAGAGCUUUGUGAAACAUUUCUUUCAA